GUUUGUGUCAAACAAGUUCAAUUUGUUGUAACAUUAAAACAGGAGAAACUUACUCUGUCCUCAAAGUGAUGCUCGCAGCUCCAGUGGUUUUCUCUGUGGGUGAACGAGGAUGAUGAAUGAGAAUAUGUAAUCUCUGAUAAUGUAAACACUGGUGAAUUCACGUGUUACUGUGUGCUGCUGCUUAUUAAAGGAUAUAAAUUGAUUAAUGACUGUGCCAGACAUCAGCUUUUAAAAGUGUAAAAUAUGUAGAAAUACAACUAAAUAAAAUGAAGUAGAAUAGAUUAAAAAUUCUGCAUUUAACUAAAAUAAGAUAAAGUGGUUGUUGUGAAAGGGUUGGAGUGAAAGUGGUGGCUGAGCUGAUCUUUCCUGUCCUGAUAACUGACUGUAGUAAUGUCAAUAUGACAAAGAAAUCAAAAAGCAGCAUGAACAGUAGAGAAACCUAAUAACUUCACUUCAUUUGAUAGAUUCACAUUGUUGUUCUUAGAAAUCAGAUAAUUCUGAGAUUUACACAGAUAUAUAGAAUGUGAUUAAAGUAUAAAGAUACCAGUGUGAAUAUAUUUUAGCACGAAAAUUAGAGCGAGGUCUCUUGGGGAUGAGCCGCUCAUGUCUUAAAAUAUUAGUCGGGACAUUUUGAAUAUAAAAGAAUUCUUGUCAUGUUGUGUUGUGGUUUUGGACAUAAACAUAUGGUUACAUAUGUUAGUAGUGUAGUGUAUAACACUAGGAUGCUCUAGGCUGAGUCAUGGAUCCGGAACACAAUGACAGCUCAUCACCGUUUACACUUAAAUUGUUGACAUUUGAAUUCAAAUACAGUGAGCGAACUUCAUCGAGCGAGAGAUUAUUUGGAGAGACUUUUACUAUUCACAAUUUACACAGCAUACUUUAUUCAGUCAACACACAACAAACAUCAAACUUUUUACAUUCAUUUUCACAAAUUUUACUUUUUAAACGAGGCACAUCACACCACCAAGUUUGGAAAAUGUUCCAGCUGGAAGAAACUGUGCACUAUGUGCCUGCUAUUUAUACACCUGACUUAGAAAAUGUCCCUGUCAACCUCUAUCCCAAGUACAACCCUGGGUACCAAAUUGUGAACUACCCCGAAUACCAAACUGUGUACCAACCUGAGUACUACCCCUUGUACCAACCUGUGUACUACCCUGAAUACAACCCUGUGUACCAACCUGACUACUACCCCAAAUACAACCCUGUGUACCAACCUGUGUACCAACCUGAGUACUACCCCAAAUACAACCCUGUGUACCAACCUGAGUACUACCCCAAAUACAACCCUGUGUACCAACCUGUGUACUACCCUGAAUACUAUGCCGACUACAGCACUGAGUACUACCAGUUCCUGCCACCCAACUUCUACUCCCAGCCCCUAACGGUGGAGACUUUUGAAGAAGACUGCUUCCUCCCAACUCCACAGCCUCCUCACAACCACCACCCAAUUCUGCCUGAAAGGAAGCGCACAAUGAUUAAAAAUCAGGACCCCAAUGAUGGUGGCCAAGACAUUAUGGUCAACGGGCUUCUGGGAGGAACGGCCACGUAUCCACCUGAGAACGUGUUUCCGUCCGAGAAUGUGUCUGUACCCAAACAUGUGUCUCCACCUGAAUCUGCAUCAUUGCUCAAAAAUGUGUCUCCACCCGAACCUGCAUCACCCCCUGAACAUGUCUCCACCCAAACCUGCAUCUCUCCCUGAACAUGUGUCUCCACCCGAACCUGCAUCUCCCCUGAACAUGUGUCUCAACCCGAACCUGCAUCUCCCCCUGAACAUGUGUCUCAACCCAAACCUGCAUCUCCCCCUGAACAUGUGUCUCCACCCGAACCUGCAUCUCCCCCUGAACAUGUCUCCACCCGAACCUGCAUCUCCCCCUGAACAUGUGUCUCCACCCGAACCUGCAUCUCCCCCUGAACAUGUGUCUCCACCCGAACCUGCAUCUCCCCCUGAACAUGUGUCUCCACCCGAACCUGCAUCUCCCCCUGAACCUGUGUCUCCACCCGAACCUCCACCUAAGGUGAACUAUUAAUCCCUUUCGGUUUCUUCCUUUCGCAAAAUACACUGUGUUCACUUCCCCUUACUGUCUUUUUAGGAUACACUGUAUUUGAUAUAGCUGCUGUCAGAAAUGACUUUUAUCCGAAUAGAUGUAGAUAAGAAGUUUAUAUGGACUAUAGUGGGUUCAAUCACAGUUCCCUGAUACUAACACAGCAUAGCUGUUCUGUUUUAUAUAUAUUAUAAUCUGUAAUGCUCAUUGUUUGCUUUCUCUAUCUCCUUGUACAGCAUAAAAAGGCUAAAGGAUAUGGAUAUAUAACAUAUUCCUCUGAAUCUGAAGCCAAAACAUCUGUCAGGGAGAUGAAUGGGAAGGUUGUGGAAACGGGCCUGCUGAAUAUUUCUCUGUAUUAAACAAAAAUAGAACUAGCAGAGGAGAAGAUGAGAUGUGGCUGGAACAGAAACACGUGGCAGUUUUAUAACAAAGACUCCAAGUGUGUCUGGCCGUGGACAUGAACCCUAAUAAGACUAAAUAAAAUUACACCUUCCAAAUGUU
Molecule: messenger RNA, 2543 nt
Organism: Tachysurus fulvidraco (yellow catfish)
Lineage: Eukaryota; Metazoa; Chordata; Actinopteri; Siluriformes; Bagridae
Product: adhesive plaque matrix protein-like
Exons: 3
Coding region: 740-1699 (319 amino acids)
Source: RefSeq, a predicted model, not a curated record